AUGAGAAGCGCCGGUCUUAUUUUGGCGGCCGCGGCGUCCGUCCGCGCCGCUUGCUCGUGGAAGAACGUCCACACCGGAGGCGGUGGCGGCUUCGUGCCGUCCAUCGUCUUCCACCCGACCGAGAAGGGAGUCGCAUACGCUCGCACCGACAUUGGAGGUCUUUACAGACUGAACGCCGACGACUCAUGGACCCCCAUCACCGACGCCAACGGAUUUGCUGAUGACGCCAACUGGAACCGAUGGGGCAUCGACGCUCUCGCGGUUGACGCCCAGGAUGCGAACAAGGUCUACAUUGCUACUGGCAUGUACACCAACGACUGGGACCCCAAGAAUGGAACUUUCGCGCGCAGCUCCGACAAGGGAGAGACCUGGGAGACCACCACUCUUCCCUUCAAGGUCGGCGGCAACAUGCCCGGUCGCGGAACCGGUGAGCGGUUGGCUGUCGACCCCAAGAACUCGGAGAUUAUCUUCUUUGGUGCCCGCAGCGGCAACGGUUUGUGGAAGAGCACAGACGCUGGUGCGACUUUCUCCAAGGUCUCUACUUUCGAGGCCGUCGGUACUUUCCGCCCUGGCGCAGCGAGCGAUGCCUACAACGGUGACCUUCAAGGUCUGACCUUCGUCACCUUCGACGAGACCUCCGACGUCGUCAACGGUGCGACCUCGAGAAUCUUUGUUGGAACCGCCGACAACACCACUGCAUCCGUCUACGUGAGCACUGACGCCGGUGCCACCUGGGGCCCUGUCGAUGGCCAGCCCAAGAAGUUCUUCCCCCACAAGGCUGUGCUCCAACCCGCCGAGAAGGUCAUUUACUUCACCUACUCCGAUGGAACCGGCCCCUACGAUGGCACCCAGGGCGGUGUCUGGAAGUACGACCUGACUUCGAGCAAGUGGACCGAUAUCACCCCCACCACUGGUAGCGAUCUCUACUACGGCUUUGGUGGACUCGGUGUCGAUAUGCAGAAGCCUGGAACGAUCGUUGUCGCCACCCUGAACAGCUGGUAUCCCGAUGCCAUCCUCUUCCGUUCCACUGACUCCGGCGCGACCUGGAAGAGAAUCUGGAGCUACGGUGCCGAUGGCAAGGUUGCGCCGCAGUACACCAUCAGCGCCCCCAACGCUCCCUGGAUCGAGACGAACUUCCUCGACAUCGACACCAAGAAGCUCGGCUGGAUGAUUGAGUCCCUCUCAAUUGACCCCACCAAUAGCGACAAGUUCUUCUACGGCACCGGCCUUACCCUGUACGGUAGCAACGACCUGACCAACUGGGACAAGAACAAGACCAUCACCAUCCAGAGUCUUGCUUCCGGUAUCGAGGAGAUGGCAGUCGGUGCCUUGGCUAGUGCCGCCGAGGGCCCUGAGCUCUUCUUCGCGACUCUUGACAACAACGGCUUCACCUACAAGACGGCCGCUGAUGUCGAUAAGGCCCCUCAAUCCGCCUGGACGAACCCUUGGUGGGCCAGCAGUGUCGACGUUGACUUUGCCGGCAACAGCCCCAACAAGGUUGCUCGCAUCGGUAAGGCCACCGACUCUCCUCAGCUUGCCCUCAGCAACGACGGCGGUGAGACCUGGUCCGUUGUGAACUCCACCGGCAACACCAUCACCGACGGCUCCGUUGCCUACUCUGCCGACGGCGAUGUCAUUCUCUGGUCCUCCAAGAGCGAGGGCGUCCAGGUCAUCCGCAACGCAGGCAAGCCCGAGAACAGCACCCUCCCCGCGAGCAGCGUCAUCGCCAGCGACAAGAAGAAGAACGACGUCUUCUACGCCGGUUCCAAGGCCACUUUUUACGUCUCUACCGACGGUGCAGCCACCUUCACAGAGUCUCCCCUGGGCAACGUCACCGAAAUCCGCUUCAUUGCCGCUCACCCCGCCACAGCCGGCGAGCUGUUCGUCUCCACCAACUCGGGCGUCUUCCACAGCACCGACUUUGGCAAGACCUUCACCUCCAUCUCUGGCCCUUCCAACGCCCACGCCGUCUCCGUCGGCAAGGGCGAAGGCAGUGCCUGGAACCUGUACGUCUUUGGCGAGGCCGCCGACGGCAAGAAGCUCUACGCCAGCGCCGAUCUCGGUGCUUCGUGGGUUGACCUCCAGGGCACCUACAGCUUUGGCGCUCUCGACGGCGCUGCUCUAGUUGGUUCCGCCAACGAGGCCAACGUUGUCUAUGUUGGUACCAACGGCCGCGGUGUCAUGUACACCUCGUGCCCUGUUUCCAACUCCACCGCGGCCCCGGCUGCUGCGCAUGCCAGAAGGCACGCUCGCAGCAGACCCAUGCGUCUUGGAAGAGCUCCCCACCGCCACUGA
This is a messenger RNA of Colletotrichum abscissum, 2295 nucleotides long. Its product is annotated as fungal cellulose binding domain-containing protein. Gene Ontology annotation, molecular function: protein binding. Gene Ontology annotation, biological process: xyloglucan metabolic process. The record is from RefSeq and is a predicted model, not a curated record. The transcript has 3 exons. Lineage: Eukaryota; Fungi; Ascomycota; Sordariomycetes; Glomerellales; Glomerellaceae. The coding region runs from base 1 to 2295 and encodes 764 amino acids.